AUGGAAUUGACUGUUGCAAAGCGGUUCUGUCUUUGGGUCUACAAGGAUACAGCUUUCAUUUCCAUCAUAUUUUUUUGCAUCAUAUGUGAGGCUGUUACUGAACAGAUUCAUUAUUCAAUUCCCGAGGAAAUGCCAAAAGGUUCCUUUGUGGGGAACAUUGCAAAAGAUCUUAGACUGGAUAUAAAGGACUUCUCACACCAUGGAGUCAGCUUUGUUUGCAGAGGUAAGAUGGAAUAUUUUGCUUUAAAUAAUAAGAGUGGCCAUUUAUACAUGAAGGAGAGACUGGAUAGAGAACUGACCUGUCCCCAGGUAGAAAGAUGUCUCUUUAGUUGUGAAGUUAUUUUAGAAAGUGCAAUGAAGAUUUAUAGAAUUGAAAUAGAAAUUAUUGAUAUCAAUGACAAUGCUCCAAGCUUUAAAUCAGACAUAUUCCAGUUAAAAAUCAGUGAGGUGACAGAAGGCGGGACACGAUUCCGUCUACAUGAUGCCCACGAUCCAGACUUAGGGAUGAAUUCUGUUCAGAGUUAUAAACUCAGUGUGAAUAGACACUUUUCUCUGGAUGUGCAAACUGGAUUGGAUGGUGCAAUAUAUGCAGAAAUUAUAUUGGAAACACCUUUGGACCGAGAAGAGCAAACUAUGCAUGAUCUUAUUCUCACUGCUUUUGAUGGGGGAGAUCCAGCCAAAUCUGGCACAACCCAAAUCCACAUUAGUGUCCUCGAUGCAAAUGACAAUGCACCCAUUUUUAGCCAACCUGUAUACACAGUGACUGUUGCAGAAAAUGUGCUCCCUGGCUAUAUAGUAGUUAUAGUAAAAGCCACUGAUCUCGAUGAAGGAAUCAACAGAGAAGUAACAUACUCCUUCAAAAAAAUAUCUGACACAGCUUCUCAGAACUUCUACCUAAACCCAGAGACAGGUGAAAUUAUUCUUGUAGGGAAGCUGGAUUAUGAAGAAUCUACACUGUAUGAAAUAGAGAUUCAAGGCACUGAUGGAGGAGGGCUAUUUAAUAUAUCAAAAGCUGUGAUUUUUGUAAGUGACGUUAAUGAUAACAUACCUGAAAUAGCUGUCAGGUCACUGACUCAUUCAGUUCCUGAGGAUUCUCCAACAGGAACUGCCAUUGCCUUGCUAAACGUACAUGAUGAAGAUUCAGGAGAGAAUGGGAAAGUCAUAUGCUCUAUUCCUACUAAUAUUCCUUUCCAGUUAACAAAAACAUUUGAUAAUUAUUACACUAUGGUCAUUGCUAGAGCAUUGGACAGAGAGCAGGUAGCAGCCUACAACAUCACUAUCACAGCCUCAGAUCAAGGCGUGCCACCUCUUUCAUCAAAAACCCUAAUUGUGCUUCAGAUUUUGGACAAAAAUGACAAUGCUCCAGACUUUGUGCAAGCAGCAUACACUUUCUACCUUGCAGAGAACAACCAGAGAGGGGCCUCCAUAUUUCAUCUAAAAGCAGAGGAUCCAGACUGGGGGGAAAAUUCAAAAACCAUCUAUUCCAUUAUUGAAAGUCAAAUUAUUGACUCCUCUCUCUCCUCUUACCUAUCAAUUAAUUCAGAUACAGGAGUUGUUUAUGCCCUGCACUCCUUUGAUUAUGAAGAGUUUCGGGAGAUUCGGUUCCUGGUCAAGGCCCAGGAUGGAGGUUCCCCACCACUCAGCUCCAAUGUCUCAGUGACCCUCUUCAUCCUGGAUCAGAAUGACAAUGCUCCAGAAAUCCUGUACCCCUCCCCUCCCACAGAUGGCUCCACGGGGAUAGAGCUGGCCCCUCGCUCCUCUGAGCCAGGCUACCUGGUCACCAAGGUGGUGGCAGUGGAUGUGGACUCUGGGCAGAAUGCCUGGCUCUCCUACCAGCUGAUCAAGGCCACAGAGCCCGGGCUCUUCACUCUGGGGCUCCACACUGGAGAGAUCAGGACAGCCCGUUUCUUUCUGGAGAAAGAUGCUCUUAAGCAAAGCUUGGUGGUUUUAGUGAAGGACAAUGGGCAGCCACCUCUCUCGGCCUCAGUCACAGUCACUGUGGUGCUUGCUGAUAGCAUCUCUGACAUACUGACUGAUCUAAGCAAUGUCUCAGUAUCUGCAGACCCACAGUCAGAUCUCACCUCCUACUUGGUGAUUGCAGUGGCUUUUGUGUCCUGCUUGUUCUUUGCCUUCCUCCUUGUGUUAUUGGCACUCAGAUUUCACAGGUGGAGAAAUUCUCAGCUGUGUGACAAUGCAAGUGUGAAUUUCAAUAGUGUUCCAGUUUCACAAUUUGUAGGGAUUGAUGGAGUCCGGGCAUUUCUUCAGUCUUAUUGCCAUGAGGUUUCAUUGACUUCAGGCUCUCGGAAAAGCCAGAUCCUUUUUCCAAUUGGAAGUUGUUCCAAUACUCUGGUACCACAGCAGGCUCCUGAUGAGCCGGGUCCUUUAUUAGUCAUAGGUGAUUCUAACACCAUUAAGAAGGAGGCAGCAACCUGUCAGGUGAGCAUGUAA
Rhineura floridana is the source of this 2448-nucleotide messenger RNA. RefSeq names its product protocadherin gamma-A4-like. The transcript has a single exon. The coding region runs from base 1 to 2448 and encodes 815 amino acids. Lineage: Eukaryota; Metazoa; Chordata; Lepidosauria; Squamata; Rhineuridae. Gene Ontology annotation, biological process: homophilic cell-cell adhesion. Gene Ontology annotation, cellular component: plasma membrane. The record is from RefSeq and is a predicted model, not a curated record. Gene Ontology annotation, molecular function: calcium ion binding.